CCUAAACACAUGGAAAAAGAGAAAAACAAAGAGAACGGUGGCCAACUCCACUACGACAUUGAUAUAUGUAUCAGAUGUAUCAUUUGUUCCCACUGGAUCAUACUGUCUUCUCGGAUACCUUCCAACCAAAACACAUUAGCAAAACAACAAGAGUCUCUCUCUUUCUCUCUACUCGUGUUGUAUACUAUAUAUAUAUUUGACGGUGUAAUCUAACUUCCACUGUCUUUCGAUAUUCUCUCUUUCAUGGCUCCUCUGCCUUUAAUACCGAACCAAACCCAAUCGCAAACGCGUUUAUCUUCUUCAGACCCAAAGAAGAAGAAGAGCAGAAAGAAGCAAACUCCUCUCCCUCAGACACAAACACAAACGCAAACUCUGAAGAAAAAGACGGUACAGUCAUCAUCGUCGUCAUGGAGCCAGAUAAAGAACCUUUUGAGUUGCAAACAAAUAGAAGGGCCACGAGUGCACGAACCAUCAAAGAUUACGUCAUCAUCUUGCGGCUCUUCUCUAUGUAAGUUUAGUGAUGUUAGUUACGGUAACGCCCGCGUGAUUCAUCGCUCAGAUCACUCGCCGGAGAGUAGCAAUCUGGGUCAGGAUGCCGGACUGUUGACCCGAAAACCUGUCACCCGUGGAUCUUCUUCAACGGUUAUAUCUAACGGUUGUGGAGCUUACACGUCAUAUUCCUCUUCCAAAGCCAUGCAAUUCAGAAAACUCUCUGGUUGCUAUGAGUGCCACAUGAUUGUUGAUCCAAGCAGGUAUCCAGUUUCACCAAGAAUAUGUGCAUGUCCACAAUGUGAGGAGAUUUUCCCUAAGCUUGAAACUCUAGAGCAUCAUCAAGCAGUUCGUCAUGCCGUGUCGGAGUUGGGGCCAGAGGAUUCAGGACGAAACAUAGUGGACAUCAUCUUCAAAUCUAGCUGGUUACGUAAGGACAGUCCAAUCUACAACAUCGAGCGGAUAUUAAAAGUCCACAACACUCAGCGCACGAUCCAACGGUUUGAGGAUUGUCGGGACGCGGUCAAAUCCCAGGUACAUGCCUCUACCAGAAAAGAGCCUCGUUCAGCAGCCGACGGCAACGAGCUACUCCGUUUCCAGUGCACCACCGUUUCUUGCUCGCUCGGCUCCCGCGGUUCAACAUCUCUAUGCUCCAACUUUCCUGGCUGCCGUGUCUGCACCAUUAUCCGCCACGGCUUCCACGCCAAAACGCUGCGUUUAGGCGGUGGGGCCAAUGAGAUAAAGGGAGUGAGGACCACGGCGAGCAGCGGAAGAGCACACGAUGCAUCGAGGUGCUUUGACCAGAGGAGAGCGAUGCUUGUCUGUCGUGUGAUUGCCGGAAGAGUGAGGCGCGUGCAGAGCGAUGCACAGGAAGAUGAAAAUGGUUCUGGCUCGUAUGAUUCUGUUGCGGGGCCCGCGGGGGUCUACACAAACCUCGAUGACUUGGUUGUGUUUAAUCCCAAAGCUAUACUUCCCUGCUUCGUAGUAAUCUACAAAGUUUCCGAGCCUUAAAAAAGAAAUUGCACUUUGGAAUGAUUGGAUUUGUAAGACCAUGUCCAUUGGUAAGAACCUUUGAUGGGUUCUAAUUACUACUUUAAUUGUAAAUUUUGAAAUUUA
This is a messenger RNA of Brassica oleracea var. oleracea, 1605 nucleotides long. RefSeq lists its product as uncharacterized. Lineage: Eukaryota; Viridiplantae; Streptophyta; Magnoliopsida; Brassicales; Brassicaceae. The transcript has 4 exons. The coding region runs from base 244 to 1500 and encodes 418 amino acids. The record is from RefSeq and is a predicted model, not a curated record.